UUGACUGUGAAAUUCGAAACCCGGUCUCUGCUGUGCGAGGUUCUCGCAAAGGUAGUCUACAGGGAAGAGACUACAGACCUAGAUAAGCCAAAGGUGUACCAGGGCGUGCGGGUGAAGACAACGGUUAAAGAGUUGCUGCAGCAGCAGAGAGCUCUCCAGACAGCAAUUCAAACUGUUAGAAUGAAAUCCCAGAGCUUGGCGAGUCAGGAUGUUUGCGACUCCUCCUCCUUGCCAGGCCAUUAUUUUGAUUAUUUCCCUGAAGAUAUGAAUUCCAACGGCAGCUUUCAUCCGCGUGCCUUUCCAGACAGCAACGUCCAGAUGGAGAGCUUCAAUAAUCAACAAUUGAUAAGCAUGAUGAUGCUCAACGAGACCUACAGCAGUGGUAUUCUGCAUCCCGCUACCUCAACAAAACUUUGGUCCCAAGAAAAUCACUCCCCGAAUAUGGACUAUUACGUCAAUGGCAUGGCUCCCAGCUCACCAUCAGGUUCUCUAAAUAUGCCAAGUCCGGUCGACUACAAUAAUUAUUCGCCACAGGAGUCUUACUCUUCGUCGUGUUACAACUCUCCGGAGAGGAUGGACUCGAGUUAUGGGUUUGUUCCAGAGCACUACCACUACCAGCACUGCAACCUCCAGCACUGCUACUGCCUGUCCCAUUGGUCGGGUACCCAGGAAAGCAGCUCCACUCCAGAAUACGUAACAUAUGGCACAACAGACUGUGUACACGCCUCGCCUGUGGAGGACAGCUAUUUCAGGCGGGAAUUGUCAAGUUCAGAGAUGUGCUACCUUUGAAGAUCCAUUCGGUCUUUGUUUUCUGUGUAAAUACAGUAGAAUGUAUAGUCAAAACAAUGUCUGUAACUCGAUGUCAAACGUUGACACUUGUGGCACUUGUUUUGAGAUGUAGGCCUGCUUUGCAUUUCGGAGUGUUUGCUGGAUAUGUAUGGCCUUGGCGCUAUCUAGUUAGUUAUUGACUGUGAUUGAGAUAUAUAUCAAAACAAAUCUAAUGAUGUCAUCCUUCUUUUUA
This is a messenger RNA of Coregonus clupeaformis (lake whitefish), 1021 nucleotides long. It is a transcript of the gene pou2af3, whose product is annotated as lnc RNA pou2af1. NCBI's taxonomy places the organism in Eukaryota, Metazoa, Chordata, Actinopteri, Salmoniformes, Salmonidae. The coding region runs from base 181 to 789 and encodes 202 amino acids. The transcript has 5 exons. The record is from RefSeq and is a predicted model, not a curated record.